AUGAGACGGCCAGUAGAAGGUUCUGCUGAGUCUCCAAAGAUUUCUCUGAUAAAAAACGCUCUUCUUCUUGGACGUGUUCCAAAAGUUCAGCAAGCUUUUGCUAGAAGCGAAAGUCGCGGGAUCGAAGCGGAUAGGUGUGUCGAGAAGAAAAAAACAAGUUUUCAUCUGGGAGACGUUCCCGUGUCUUCUUCUCCAUCGCUCUCAGGAACGAUUUCGUCCUCCUCGAAUGUUCUCGUGAUAAGGAGACGAUGAGAUUGAAGCGUCUGCCGUCGUUUUUGGCCCUUUCUCUGCUCGCCGUCGUAUUCUACGCCGAGGCUCAAGACCUCCCAGGUUUCUUUAUUUGCGAGGUCGCCGGCUUUUUUCCCCAAAAACUACUAACAACUUGACGAAAGUAUUUUUUGACCGACGUUAUAAGUAUUAAGAAAUCCUUCAUAACAAGGAUUUUUAAAAACUUGACUAUAUCAGCGUUCCAACGAGAAGAGUCGAAUGCUGAUAUAGUCACGUUUCUACCAUGAUUCAGCAGAGCCUCUUCGAUUUCUCUGUUGUCUGAAUAAAUUGAAUUGAAUUGAAUUGAAUUGACUAUAUCGCUUAGUUCAAAAUGACAAGCAGGAACUAGUGCCAUGAAUUACGGUUUUUGACCAGCAAAGUGGGCGUGGCUUUGCGGUUCCUAAAUAAAUAGAAAAAGUGGUUUGUUGGGAUUCCUGUUGACUUUUCUUUGAUUUUAUUACAAGAAAACAUAUCUUGUUACUUUAAGUAGAAAAAUGUUUUACAGAAGUUGGUCUGGACCUCGAACCUUUCGAUAUCCCUCUCGAAGAGCUUGAAAAAGAUACAAAAGAAGUCACAACUCUCUCGGAACAAUGCAAAAGAUUCGUCAAUCAUUAUCGGUGAGAAUGAAACUGAUUCACUUUUUGGAGGAUAUCCCUAGAGUUUAAAAAAAAUUCAGAUUUUCAAUUCAAUUUUAGAUACUACUGUCGAACAUCAAACAUUGCGAGUUACAAUGAAGAAGUCCGAAUAAUUUGUGAACGCUACCGCAACUACUGUUCUGAUCGCGUGUACCCUUCUGUCAACCACGUCUGAGCCUCCCAAAAUUUCUAGAAAAACUUGCAAUUUAGAUUCGUAGACAAAGCAAGCUCUGGGAAGCGUCGGGAAUGCCCAAAUCAACGGUGCAGUCCCUGAAAACUUGUUAUUCACACUGCAAAGAAACUGAUCCGGUGUGAGUGUACUUUCUCUCGAAAAAGCCGAGAAGAAAGAGUUUGAAGCUGCGUGAACGCCUGUGAGUGCCUUCACAUGCAGUGGAUGAUGAACUACGAAUGCUACCCGGGCAUCAGAGCUCCUGCUUACAACAACUGCCAGAGGUCGGUUCUUUUGUCCCAGCUCAUGGUUAGAGAAGUGAAAACUUGAGUUCGCCUCAAAAUUCUCUUCGUUUUCAACUCACCAUUUUUCAAUUUACAUGCGAAAAAAAGAACUUAAAAUUUUAUGUAUAAUAUUUUUUUAUUGUGGAUCGAUCAAGAUUUCCUAAGUUUGGAAGAAAAAUCCUUAUUUAUCUUCCUGCCAUCUAAAAGAGCCCAUAAAAGGCUAGCCAGAUUGGAACUGGAAUGAUCAAUGGGCUCGGCGCCAAUCCGAUCCAUUCUCCUCGGACAUACCGGUUCCUGCGGCUCUUUUCAGCCUAAUGGCGAAACAAACGACUUUUGCCGUCGCCUUACUUGAUUGAUCUGCACGUCUUCUCCCCUCUCUCAGAAUCCUUCGAACUAUCUCUUCGAAAAAGGAGAAAUGAAAUCUUUGAUUUGAGAUGGGCAGCCAAGUGUCGAGCUGUGUGGCGUCCGCGACAGGACUACACUCCGGCCGACUAUCGCGUCAAUGCGCCGCCGCCAAUCGUCCGCGGAGUCUUCUACGGCUACGACGGUCUUGGUCCGUCAAUAUUCAAUUCAUAAUUGGUUUUGAACAAUUUCUGAAAGCUCGUAGUGCAAUUCUUGCGCGGUUUCUUAUACGGCUAUUAACUGAUUAAUUCCUAAUCAAGGUCUUGAGCUGAACAGAACAACUCCGGAAUAGGCCUUGGUCUUUCUUGUCCUAUUAUUCAAAUCUUGAAUAAAAACCCCCCUUUGCAGCCACUCACAGGACAUUCGACAGGCCGAGAGACCAUGGAGUCUCUUUCUGGCGCGGCACCAACACGAUUCUCGUCGACUGGCCCGAAGGCAUGUUUUGCUUGAUCGAGAGUCCUGAAAUGGAGUUUUGCAGGAAAAUACGCGAGUGGAACGACCUUCGAGGUGCCUUUCGCCGGCGUUCAGGUAAUUCCCAACCAAGUCAACAUCGGCUUCCCCAAUGCUCAACGAGCGCUUCGAGAGUUCACCAAGUAUUUUCUUUGUUUCCACCUUUUCCUCAAUGAUUUCUUUCAGACAAAACCCCGAUCAACUCAACCCAGGAACUGGACGGAUGUCUGCUCUGAGCACCCUGAGAAGAACAUGA
Caenorhabditis auriculariae is the source of this 2463-nucleotide messenger RNA. NCBI's taxonomy places the organism in Eukaryota, Metazoa, Nematoda, Chromadorea, Rhabditida, Rhabditidae. The record is from the annotation of a GenBank genome assembly.